AUUUAUUUUACACUCUUUCCUAACUUUGUCCUGAUUUCCCUCUACUAUAUUCUCUCUCUUUCUCUCUCCUGUGAUCUACGCAGCAAUCUCAGCUCUGGAGUUCCAGCUUUCCAAUCUCACCAGAUUGCUAUCUGUGGGCAGGUUUCUCUGUUUUAACUCAUGAGUUGGAACUGUUAAAGUUGGUGAGUCGUACUUUUUAUUUUGGGUUUCGCUCUUGAUGUGUAAUUUGGUGAGUAAAAUUUUGAGAACAUUAUGGUGAUUUUGCUUAUGAUCUCGGGGGAAUAAGUGGGUAGUUGAGGGGCUUGCUUUGAUCAAUUAAUGUUUUCUACGAUUUUGGAGUUAUAGGGGAAUAAAUGGAAAAAGUUGUUGCUGGGUUCCAUUUUGUGGAUAUUAAUGUUCGCUAAUUUCUAGCUGGAUUUCAAAUUUAAUCUCUCUGAUAAUUGGGUAGCUGCGGUUGGUCGAAUUGGAAUCUGGGAGUUUUGACUUCUUCUGGGUUUUUGGAAAAUUUGAAUAAUGGAGGCUAAAUUUAGAGGUAAGGCUCAUCAGUUAUAUGGUCAGGUGGUGUCGGAUUUGAAGGCAGUUGGGAAAAGAAGUUUGGAAUGGGAUUUGAAUGACUGGAAAUGGGAUGGAGAUCUUUUUACAGCAAGUCGUUUGAACUCUGUACCAUCAGAUUGUCGGAGUAGGCAGUUGUUCCCAGUUGGGCCAGAAAUUCCAGAAAAUGCUGGUCUGUCGAAUAGUUCAUCUUCUGGUUCAGAUGAGAUUAAUCUAGUGAAUGAUGGGGGCAAGAGGGAAUUGGAGAAGCGGAGGAGGGUUGUAGAGGUUGAAGAUGAAGAACUGAAUGAUGAAGCCGGGUCUUUUAACUUAAAGCUUGGUGGGCAAGCUUACCCUGUCACGGAAGGGGAGUUGAAGAGUGGGAAGAAGACAAAGAUUGUUGGGACAACCUCGAACCCUGCGGUUUGUCAGGUGGAGGGUUGUAAGGCUGAUCUCAGUAAUGCCAAGGAUUACCAUCGACGACAUAAGGUUUGUGAUAUGCAUUCCAAGGCCACCAAAGCACUGGUGGGAAACGACAUGCAGCGAUUCUGUCAGCAGUGUAGCAGGUUUCACGUUCUUCAAGAGUUUGAUGAGGGAAAGAGAAGUUGUCGUAGACGGUUGGCUGGCCAUAAUAGGAGGAGGAGGAAAACACAUCCUGAUACUGUAGCUAGCGGAGGCUGUCUGAAUGCUGAAAGGGGUACCAGUUACAUAUUAAUAAGUCUGCUGAGAAUUCUCUCCAAUAUCCAUUCAAAUAGCUCAGACCAAACAAAGGACCAGGAUCUGUUAUCUCAUCUUUUGAGGAACCUGGCCAGUCUUACUGGGACAGUUGAUGGAAGGAACAUAUCUGCAUUACUGGAGGGAUCUCAAGGUUUGCUGAAUGCUGGGACAUCUACUGGGUCUUCACAGAAGGUGCCAGAUGUUACUCCAAAUGGUUCUGAGUCCUCUAGGCCUUUCUGUUCAACCUCGAAGAUGGAUGAUCACAUCAACCUUCAUGACCAUCCUAUAUCUGUGGGACAAUGCGUGACAGCAUUUACAUCUGAUAUGGCACAGAAAAGAAUAUCUUUGGAUGACUCUCAGGGUGGACAUCUAAAAGCUAUAUCUGGUCUACAGUACAAAAACCCACCUCCAUCAAAGGAUGGGCUUCCAUCCAAAUCAAUUAUAUCUGAGACAAAAGUUGGGAGGAUCAAAUUGAAUAACAUUGACUUGAAUAAUGUAUAUGAGGAUUCAGAGGACCAUAUAGAGCAAGUAGGGAGGUCUCAUGCCCCUAUAAACUCAGGGACUGGGUUUCUCGGCCAUCCAUUAUGGGUACAGCAAGACUCGCAUAAGUCUAGUCCACCUCAGCCAAGUGGCAACUCAGAUUCAACUUCUUCACGGUCACCAUCUAGUUCCAGUGGAGACGCUCAGAGCCGCACAGAUCGAAUAGUUUUUAAACUCUUUGGAAAAGAUCCAAACAAUUUUCCUCUUGUUCUCCGGACACAGAUCCUCGACUGGCUAUCCCAUAGUCCUACCGACAUGGAGAGCUAUAUAAGGCCUGGUUGUAUCAUAUUAACAAUAUACCUCCGUCUAGAAAAGUCCAUGUGGGAGGAGCUUUGUUGUGAUCUGGGAUCCUAUCUGAAAGGGCUACUUGGCUCAUGCAAUGACUCUUUCUGGAGAACAGGAUGGGUGUAUACUAGGGUGAGGCAUCGCGUGGCAUUUAUGUAUAAUGGUCAGGUUGUCUUAGACACACCCUUACCUCUGAAAAGCAAUAAAAAUUGCAGGAUAUCAAGCAUCAAGCCAAUUGCUGUUUCCACAUCUGAGAGAGUUCAGUUUGUUGUAAAAGGCUUUAACCUUUCUCGUUCCACUGCUAGGCUACUCUGUGCUCAAGAAGGGAAGUAUCUGGUCCAGGAAACUUGUUAUGACUUGAUGGACAGUGCUGAUACAGCCAUUGAGCAUGAUGAACUCCAAUGCCUCAGCUUCCCCUGCUCCAUACCAAAUGUUAUUGGAAGAGGAUUCAUUGAGGUUGAAGAUCAUGGUCUCAGCAGCAGCUUCUUUCCAUUUAUAGUUGCAGAGCAAGAAGUCUGUUCUGAGAUCUGUACGCUUGAGCAUGCCAUUGAGGUGGCUGAAAAUGCUGAUGAGAUUCAGAGAGUACCUGAACUGCUGGAAGCCAAGACACAAGCUCUGGACUUUAUACAUGAAAUAGGUUGGCUGCUUCAUAGAAGUCACGUGAAGUUUAGACUGGGUGACGUGGAUCCGAACCCGGAUCUCUUCCCCCUAAAACGGUUCGAGUGGCUUGUGGCAUUCUCCAUGGACCAUGAUUGGUGUGCUGUAGUAAACAAACUCUUGAAAAUUCUGUUUGAGGGUGUAGUUGAUGCAGGUGACCACCCUUCCAUUGAGCUUGCAUUGUUGGAUUUGGAUCUUCUCCACAGAGCUGUCCAGAGAAAUUGCAGACCUAUGGUCGAACUCCUGUUAAGAUUUGUCCCAGAUAAAGUUUCAGAUGGGAGAGGAGCUCAGGAAAAGCAACAGGUUGAUAGGGCCUCUAGUGGCUUCUUAUUUAAACCGAAUAUGGUUGGACCUGCAGGGCUUACUCCUCUUCAUGUUGCAGCCAGUAUGGAUGGCUCUGAGAAUGUAUUGGAUGCCUUAACUGAUGAUCCUGGAUCGGUUGGUAUUGAAGCAUGGAAAAGUGUUCGUGAUAGUACAGGUUUGACACCCAAUGACUAUGCUUGCCUACGAGGCUAUUACUCCUACAUCCAUCUUGUCCAAAAGAAAUUUAGCAAGAAAAUGGAAAGAAGGCAUGUGGUGCUUGAUAUCCCUGGUGCUGUCUUAGACUACAAUAACAAGCGGAAGCAAUCAGAUGGGCAUAAGUUGUCAAAAGUUGCUUGCCUGCAAACUGAGAAGAUUGAAAUUGGAGCAACCUAUAGACAUUGCAAGAUAUGCGAGCAGAAGCUAUCUUAUGGCAGCAUGAGAAGAUCACUUGUAUACCAGCCGGCAAUCCUUUCAAUGGUGGCCAUUGCCGCUGUUUGCGUGUGUGUGGCUUUGCUCUUCAAAAGCUCACCUGAAGUUCUUUAUGUGUUCCGGCCAUUCAGGUGGGAACUGUUAAAGUACGGGUCAAGCUAAGGUGAUUCUGUUGGAGGGUGGGUUUUGUUCUGCCCCCUCUCUCCCCAUCUUAAUUGCACGAAAGAAACGUAUAAGUGUUGGUGAUCUGUGGAAUCGGGCAUCCACUAUUUCUGUAUACUGUAUAUGUGCUAAUGGUAGUACGUUACAAGAUUAUAUAGGGAAAAUUUAAUCGGUAUCAAUCCAUUGAUUUAUACAGAAAUAAACCCAUCGCAGUCUGGGGAAUUAAUACCUUGGAAAGGCUUCAUUUUUC
This is a messenger RNA of Juglans regia (Persian walnut), 3874 nucleotides long. Its product is annotated as squamosa promoter-binding-like protein 1. Gene Ontology annotation, cellular component: nucleus. Gene Ontology annotation, molecular function: DNA binding. The transcript has 10 exons. The record is from RefSeq and is a predicted model, not a curated record. The coding region runs from base 514 to 3624 and encodes 1036 amino acids. NCBI's taxonomy places the organism in Eukaryota, Viridiplantae, Streptophyta, Magnoliopsida, Fagales, Juglandaceae.